This is a messenger RNA of Paralichthys olivaceus (Japanese flounder), 1639 nucleotides long. It is a transcript of the gene cdnf, whose product is annotated as cerebral dopamine neurotrophic factor. Gene Ontology annotation, biological process: neuron projection development; dopaminergic neuron differentiation. The record is from RefSeq and is a predicted model, not a curated record. NCBI's taxonomy places the organism in Eukaryota, Metazoa, Chordata, Actinopteri, Pleuronectiformes, Paralichthyidae. Gene Ontology annotation, cellular component: endoplasmic reticulum.
GCCACCAUGUCGGUGCUGCCUCUGGCCGUUCUCCUGCUUUUCAGAGGGUCUACUGUCUCUGCCGCAGCCGACUGUGAAGUGUGUGUGAGCUUCCUCCACAGACUGUAUGUAAGCUUGAACUCAGCCCACACGGAACUCAUCCCAGCCCUGGUGGAGGAGGAGCUGCUCCGGGCCUGCUCCGUCGCCCAGGGGAAGGAGGCGAGGCUGUGUUACUACCUCGGAGCGAGUAGUGAUGCAGCAACACGUGUCACAUCAUCAGUGUCCCGACCUCUGGCCUCUCACGUCCCCGUCGAGAAGAUCUGUCAACGCAUGAGCAGCAGAGACACACAGAUCUGUCAGCUCAGAUACGAGUCUCAGCUGAAGGAUCUGAGCAGUGAUGGGCUGAAGAAGCUGAGAGUUUUGGAGCUGAGGAACAUUUUAGCCUCAUGGGGGGAGGAAUGUCGAGGCUGCCUGGAGAAACACGAGUUUGUCAGCCUCAUCCAGGAGAAGGCACCACUGCACGCUCACUCUGUGGAACUAUGAUUCACGAUUAUGUCUCUUUUCCACCCACACAGUAAAACGGGCUCCAACUUGUAUAUUCUUAAGUAUCAGACACAGAAUUGAUCUGGUUAUAACAAAACAAAUUCAAAUUGAGGAAUUUGCCCUCUUAGUUUGUACAUGAUUGUGAAAAUAAACUGCCACUCAACUUUCCAGUGGCCAUCUUGUUUCUCAGGCGUCUAACUAUAAACACCCAAUCUAUUCCAUAGACCACAUUCAAAUGGCGGCCAUUCCCCUCUGACGAAAGCUGUGUCUCAAUUCAGGGGCUGCAUCCUUCGGAGGGUGCGGUCUACCCGGCCCACAAAGGCCGUCUCCUUCAUGGGCCAGAUAGACUGCAAAUAAAACCAAAACUGAAAUGAGACAGAUUUCAGUUUUCAGUGAUUUCAGGUUUCAGUGGUUGGUGUUACCAGCUCGUCCCACCUUUAUAUCAUGUCCCUGAAGGCCCCUCAUAAGAAACCCCCCUAACCCUCAUGUUUUUUGAAUGUGUACUGUUAGCUGUUCAGUUGAGUUAAAGCAUUAUACAUGCAUCAGGUGUCUUGUCGCUUGCUGGUACCAAAAAAAUGGUUUGUCACUGAAGUGCAAUGAAUCCUGGGAGCCUUCGUCCGAUGGAGGGACACAUUUGUCUGCUGCAUUUGUUGGAGCCUUUGAAAUGAGGGUUAGGGUCUAUCCACACCACUUCUUCUAGACAGCUAUUACUUUGCUAGUUUGAUUAUAUCCAGUACAGCCAGAUUAAAGAUACCGGGUUUGCACAGGUAUUGGCCCAUUGUGCCAAAGGACACUGGCCCAAGCCCCUUCUGUGGAUCUGGCCCAGAGGAAAUGUUUGUCUCCGAUAUGGUUUUUAAAGUAUACAAUAUUAGCCCUGAACCUAAGAACCUAAGGGGCAGCUGAGUGUUCUUGGUCGAGAUAAUGAGCCCAGAAUUGCCCCUAACGUCUCUGCUGUCAAUCUAUGAAUGGUGUGUGAUAGAAAAGGCUCUGGAUAUAGAAUAUGAAUGUGUUUUUUUGUUCCAUAUAAAUUCUUACUUGUAACAUGUUUACAUUUGUUAAAUAGUGUGUGCAUGUCAAUGAACCACAAUAUGCGGCCAAAAGUCCUUUAAGCUCAUAG